AUGUCCCUCGCGUCGGCCUAUGAGGCUGCAGGCCGCCUACGUGAAAGUAUCUUGCAACAGGUUCAGCGUGCCAUUAUCGCCACCUUCCGUGCUGGUCCUGUUCCGCGGCAUGUCGCCUUCGUCAUGGACGGUAAUCGACGCUAUGCGCGCUCGCAGGGGAAGCACGUCUUCGAGGGUCAUCUCAACGGUUUCUAUGCUUUGCGUCGCAUACUGGAGAUUAUGUACCUGCUUGGCGUGCAGUGCGUUUCUGUAUACGCCUUCGCUAUCGACAAUUUCAAGCGACCGGCCGAGGAAGUUGAUGCGCUCAUGAAACUCGCCGAAGAGCGCUUAAUCGAGUUCUGCCAGCACGGAGGUGUUCUCGCCGAAUAUGGCGUGCGGCUCGUCGCAGUAGGAAACUUGAGUCUUUGUCCACCGGCCGUUCAGGCAGCGCUGCGGAAAGCCGAAGAGCUCACCAAAGACAACACGAAGGCUGUCUUCAACUUGUGCAUAUCUUACUCCUCCCGGGACGAGAUGGCUACAGCCGUCGAAGAAACCAUCAACGAGAAGCUUCAUUCACAGUCCUUUACUCCUAUUGCCGUGUCGGACGUCGACGCACAUAUGAUGACAGCUAAGGCUGCGAGUCCACCACUGGACAUUUACGUCCGCACCAGUGGUGUAACGCGCUUCAGCGACUAUCUACUAUGGCAGUGCUGCGAAGAUACCCAGAUCCAGUUCAUUGAUAGAUAUUGGCCUGAAAUCGGCCUUUUAGACAUGGUACCCGUCCUGCUUGACUAUCAACGAAAGGUCUGGACGCGCUAA
This is a messenger RNA of Peniophora sp. CBMAI 1063, 798 nucleotides long. NCBI's taxonomy places the organism in Eukaryota, Fungi, Basidiomycota, Agaricomycetes, Russulales, Peniophoraceae. The record is from the annotation of a GenBank genome assembly.